Ramularia collo-cygni is the source of this 684-nucleotide messenger RNA. Its product is annotated as related to mitochondrial ribosomal protein L37p. Gene Ontology annotation, molecular function: structural constituent of ribosome. Gene Ontology annotation, cellular component: mitochondrial large ribosomal subunit. The transcript is spliced from 2 exons. Bases 1 to 684 code for a protein of 227 amino acids. NCBI's taxonomy places the organism in Eukaryota, Fungi, Ascomycota, Dothideomycetes, Mycosphaerellales, Mycosphaerellaceae. The record is from RefSeq and is a predicted model, not a curated record.
AUGAUUUGUCGACAAUGUCACCAACGCCUGCUGGCACGCCAACGAACUCUUCCAAGCAUCAAGACCUGUUCGCGCCAGUUCUCGCAACAAUCAGCAUCUCGAGCGCAGGCGGUCACGGCGCAGACGACCCAGGCAACCAAUCCACGACCGCAUGGCAAGCCCGCCGCCACUUCGACUUCAGCUGCACAGCCUUUUAGCACACCAUUGACGCCGGCCCAAGGCGUGCCAGACCUACCAAAUCCCGAGUCCGGCAAGCAGUCCGUCAAGGUGCAGUCCAGCGUGCCCGCGGGCACUGUGCUAAAGGGCCUGAACUUCUUCAAGAAUAAGCAAGACCCCGUGGCGCUCGAAGAUCACGAGUACCCUCCAUGGCUUUGGACCGUAUUGAAUCAACGAGGCGAUGCAACUUCGAGUAGUGCUGGGGAUGCCGAGGGAGACCUAUUUUCGAAAUCCAAGAAACAGCGGCGGCUAGCGGCCAAGGCCUUGAGGAAGCAACAGCUGCUGGAUCCAGAUUCGAUGGCCCCAAAGAUUCCGUUAUAUGAACAGAGCGUUGAUCUGCCAAAGGGAGAUGGAACAGUCGCAGGGAACAGGCAAGCUGGCGAGGCACGGCAGGAGUUGACCAAGGCAAUGCGGGAUCAUCGGCGCAGCAAGAUCAAGGAGGCCAAUUUCCUCAAGGAGAUGCGUUAG